Molecule: messenger RNA, 1311 nt
Organism: Symbiodinium necroappetens
Lineage: Eukaryota; Dinophyceae; Suessiales; Symbiodiniaceae
Source: the annotation of a GenBank genome assembly
AUGCUUGCGUCUGCUCCCGGCCUCUCGCGCAGCUUCUUGAAACUGUGGACGCCGGCAUCAGCACGGGCAGCUGCACAGCUUCAACGACCUCCGCUGCCGCCUUUCAGCCGUGAAGAUGCUAUCAAAAAAGUCCGGAUGGCAGAGAACGCUUGGAACACGCGCGAUCCCGAGACCGUCAGCUUGGCCUACACUGAGGACUGCGUGUGGAGGAAUCGAGACGCCUUCUUUCAAGGCCGUGAAGCUAUCGUCAAUUUUCUUCGCCAGAAGUGGGAGAAGGAGCAGGAGUACCGCUUGAUAAAGGAGCUCUUUGCCUUUGAGGGAAACCGGAUAGGAGUCUGCUUCCAGUAUGAGUUCAAAGACGCUUCCACAGGGAUCUGGUACCGCGCCUAUGGCAACGAGAACUGGGACUUCGCAGCAAACGGGCUCAUGUGCCGACGGCAGGCGUCCAUCAACGAUGUCCAAAUCAAGGAGUCGGUUCCGAUCGCCGGUUCACUUGGCCUGAAUUGGGCAAACGGCCUGAGGUCAACACAGGCGUUGUGUGACCUGACCUUACUUGUCCUUGCAUGCCGACAUGGCCACAGCAUUUGGCAUUGCCUGAUGGCCCGUUUGGUGGUCGAGCACCGGGCUGUUCUCAUUCGCUCACAGCCCAGCGUCAAGGCUGAGAAGCUCGGCAUUGUCUGCAAGGGGCACGUCUUAAAAGGCUACGAAAUGGAAGGCUGGGUGAAGCUAACCCGGGAGUCCAGCAUUCAGGCAGGCGUUGCGGACGGCAAGGUCGCCUGGGUGCUCAUAGAUGGACAGGAGGUUGGCCUGGGCCUGUUGCUUCGGCCUCUGAAGCCAGGCGAGAAGCCAAGGAACGACAAAGACCCCAGAGAGGAGUCAGAUGACGAAAAGCAUGGAGUUGCCUGGAGAUCCGAGGACAUCUACACCGGGGCGCUGGAGUUCGAAGUCCUUUUCAAGUCGGUAUCUGUCCGCAGGAGACCACGAGUCACUUCCAAGUCCUUGGGGAUCGUCACGGAGGGCAAUCGCCUUUGGGGCUACGCCAAAGAGAACUGGCUUCAAACUAACCGGAAGUACAGGCGAGGAAGCUGGCAACUCAUCGCUAAGGAUGGAACUGAUCUGGGCCACGGGCAGCUUCUGCAGUGCACCAUGAUGAAGCCCGCCACCUUGAAGUGCUUUGCAGAGGCACUGCUGAUAAAUUGGCAGCCACUUCCGGCGAAGUCGGUGGUGUACACCCUGGAAUGGAUGGCACAGGACUGCUGCUCCUUGUCGUUGCCUGGAAAGUCUCCGCCCUCGAAACUGCCCUCAGGAUAA